UUAACACCAUUAGAGAAUCUACCGAAUCUGAAUCUACCAGUUCCUCCACAACAGCUGGCACUUGAAAUUUGGUCCCCUGCCGAUAAGGACGUGAAUUUGGACGGUUUUGAUGUUGCUUCGUUACAAAAGAGGCAUUUUCUCCAGUCUCGAUGGUACUUGAGGCCGUCGUCCAGGCGCUCAGGCGUGUUGAGCAGCUGAAAAGCCAGCUGCAGAAUGUGGAGGACUUGUUGGACUCUCCGACUAUCUGGGACGUCCAGCAGAAGGCGAUCGAGCUCUACCGGCAGGUCUUGCUGUUAGAACUCGAGUACGCGCUCGACCAGAAGUUGGAGCAGGACUUGUGGAACUAUGGCCACAGGAAAUUUAUUUCAGCCCUGCAGGGAUACGCCAAGGACAAAAACAACCCGAGGUGCAGUGAAGCGCAGAAUUUGCUAAUAUGGUUUCUCGACUCGACAUCUGGCUUUUAUGUGUCGCUGCUAGGAGACGUUUGCACUCAGUUCAAACUAGACCUGCCUUUUCGAAGGGAGGAUUCAACCUUCGGACUGUCGUGGCCAGAAAAGCGGUACCCUCCAGCCGGGGCGGAAAAAAAGUCUCUGCACUAUAUUUGCCAGCACUUCCUGGUCCACCUGGGUGACAUCGCCAGGUACCGCAAUUCCCUGAAACAGGCUGAGAUCUACUACAAGCAUGCCGUCACACUGUCACCGAUGUGUGGCCAUCCUUACAACCAGCUUGCCCUUCUUGCUGUAAAUAAAGGUGACAAUCUGUCUGCCGUUUUCCACGGUGUUCGAUCCAUCGCGGUUCAGCACCCCUUCCCCGUUGCUGCUCAGAAUUUGGACAAAACCCUGUCGCGGUGUGCUUCUGCAAAAAUUCCUCUUGAUGGGAAAGACUGUCUAAGCAGUGCGGAGCUCGUGUCCAUUUUCUUGAAGUUCCACGCACUGCUGAAGUGCCAGGGAAAUAUCACUGAAGCCAAGCCAUUGAUUGAAAUAAUGGGCCAAACUUUGACAACAUUGGUUGCCAUUAAGAUCUUCAGCGAAUGGAAACUUGUCCAGAUGCUGGUCAUAAACAUCUACAUGCUGAAAACAGCAAAGGAGAAACAGAAGGAAUUGAUUUUGGAUCUGAUUGGCACUAUUCUCAGUGCUUGCUUGCUGCCAAUUUACACGUUUACCGAAGACAGUGAAUUGCUUGAUUACGCACCAAUGCCCUCAGUGAAACUCACUUUUGAGUGGAUUACUCUAUGGCCUUCUCUCCUCGAGAUGCCAGGGCUGGUGGAGAAAAAGCAGAUCCUGCCGGGUCUGUGUUAUAUGCUCGACAGACUCAGCAAAAUUGUGAACAGCGCUGAAAUGGACGCAGAUUUCUCUGGACUGGCUCUGCCAGAAGACAAAGAUAUCCAAGGGUUUCUUCCUCUCAAAGAUUAUCUUUUGAAGCUGAAGUUUUCCAAUGUUCAAACCAAUGAGCUCGAGAUACCAAAGAUCAGAUGCGCAUCCCUGCUCAAAGUGGGCGAGUCCUUGGUCAAACUCUUCCCAGACUCAAACACUGGGCAGAACGCCUCGGUUGUCCACGAGCAAUUCAUCCUCCGAAGCAUGAAAGAUUUGAGUGUAUCCCAGCAAUCAAUUCCUGACUCAUACACGUUACUGAAUGGCUCAUCUGCAACCUCUCCUGUUCACUCUGAUGGCAAUUCCUGGGAAACAGGGAAAUCAACGCCAGAUAGCUCUGGAAGCAGAGGAAGUAUCAAUUGCCCUGAUAGUUCCCUUCAGACAAGUGGAGAAGACGACUUGUGGAAUUCAAGGUCGCUUGAGAAGGAGAAGAUAAUCGAGGUGCCGAUGCUUGGCCGCACCAACCAAAACGUGGCCAUGCAGGCCAUCCUGCGAGGAAGACAGGUCACCGACCUUCCUCCUGCCAAUCGUUGGAACAUGGGCCCGAAAACAGCCCAGACAAACGAAAUGUCUCUGUUUGGCAAAAGCGUCAGCGACAGCUGCUACCCUCAAUUGGGAAACCAGAAAAUCCGUGAGUACAAGAUGUGGGGAGGCCAAACGCCUGCAGACGCUCCGCAACAGGAGCAAGUCGUCGGCUCCUGCAAGGAAAAUUUUGGCACCUCGCUUUUCAGUUUUCCUCCUUCGUGGUGUGUCAAUGAAAGAGAGGCAGAUGCUAAGAAAGAUCAGCCUUGGAAGUCUGCCGUGCUUCCUGAUGAGCUGGUAAAAAUUUCUUUGUGGCGUCCAUCUCCUGCCUUGAACAGACUGUUGGAGCAGCAAAAACAACAGCGCGAAGGCGGUACCUGAGACGUGGAAUGUCAGGAGGAAACAGGCUCCAAAAUCUAAAGUGACCGCUGCUGCAGACCUCACCUCCACCAAGGAUUAACACGUACGCCUCAAAGGAGACCAACCGAAUCAAAUGCCUGACGGGAGGAUAAAAGAAGCGCUAGCAUGGGUAGAAGCCACAAUAAUCUACCCUUCAAUAUUUAACACUCUGCCAACCCGGGAAUUCUGUCACACUCUUGAUCAAUCAAUCAAUCGAGCUCCGCUUGCCGGAGUUGCAGACAAGCUUACAUUUUAGACAUGACCGCUAUCGCAAUGUGUAAAAUGUAAGUCAGCGUUUCGUUACUAUCAUGUAUAUUGGAUUAGACCUUGUAUUUUCUGUAGGAUUAGUGCACUUUCAGAAACUUUGACUUGAAUGCUCAGAAAGGCCUUUCAAAUUAUUGCUGAAACAUAAUGUGAAGAGCUAACUGGAUGUUCACCACCACUGGGCUAUAAACUUUAAUCACUUGUCACAAUAAAUCCCUUUUACCUAGUUGCUUAAAUA
Cloeon dipterum is the source of this 2793-nucleotide messenger RNA. Its product is annotated as nonsense-mediated mRNA decay factor SMG7-like. NCBI's taxonomy places the organism in Eukaryota, Metazoa, Arthropoda, Insecta, Ephemeroptera, Baetidae. The transcript has 13 exons. The record is from RefSeq and is a predicted model, not a curated record. Bases 150 to 2273 code for a protein of 707 amino acids. Gene Ontology annotation, biological process: nuclear-transcribed mRNA catabolic process, nonsense-mediated decay. Gene Ontology annotation, molecular function: telomeric repeat DNA binding; protein binding; telomerase RNA binding. Gene Ontology annotation, cellular component: telomerase holoenzyme complex.